AUGUUCCAUCGGUUUUUCAACUCUUCCUCAGAUCGCGAACGUACGACCAUCAACGACCUCCCCGAUGAAUUGCUGCUCAACAUUGGCGCACACUUCACAAAUCUAAAUCGCAAUCGGGAUCUUGGAAACCUCGCGCUUACAUCCAAGAAAUGGAAGCCUAUUGCGCAGGAAUGGCUGCUCAUAGAACCAAGGUUCAAUCUCACUUUCAUUGAUGGGUAUAUGUGGGAGAUGGGUCAUCGGUCGCACUUGCUGUCGCGCGUCAAGAAGUUGGAAAUCUGGAGUCGCAGUGAAGGAAGAACUUCAAAGACAAGACAUGUUAAUCGCAUCGGAGUAUACGUAUACCUUACCGACGUCAUCUAUAACCCAACCCCCGCUCCAGAUCGCAUAACACAGCAAGCCGAAUUCAUGGAAAUAUGCAAGACCAUGAUCCAGCAAUACGCCGCCAACAAGCGACACGCGAAGGAUUGGAUCAACUCUAUCAAGACAGAUGUCGUUCCCGCACUGUUUGGCAUUCUUCUCUGCGUACUUCCCAACUUACGUGAGUUGAACGUCAGCGACGCGUGGCUAAUGGAUUUUCCUUUCUUCGCCAACACACGUUCUCCGUCCGCCAUCGCGAACCCUCCACAUCCAUGGUUGUGGAGACACAGUUUCCUCAGUGGCGCACUCACAGCCACACUACCUCAUUUAACAGUGCUCGAGGUGCCCAGUGACAUGACGGCUUUGGUGUGGGAACAUAAUGUGAUCACGCUUUUUGAUUUCCGACGUUUCGAGACUCUAAAGGAAGUCACCCUUACCAUGAGAGCAAUCGAAGGCCAUACCAUCGCGCGCCAAGGAACACCCAACGCCAACCCGAGAGAGAUCUUUCCGAGGACACUGGAAAUAUUACGUAUCAGCGAAGCGACGCAUAUCACAGCUAAUUUCCUCAACGAUCUCUGUCUCGCCAAGAAAGCCUGCUGCUUUCCCAACCUGAAGCGGGUGGAAGCUUACCACAUUGAAUAUCUAGAGAAUACCAGGGCUCGUGCUGAUCUAGCAAGAUGCCUAGACCCAAUAGACGAUGUGCGCGCCAUGUUCCGCGAUGCUGAGGUUGCGGUGUAUCUCUAUUUUCCACCCUGGACCAUGAAGACUUGGGAUUCAGAAAGUGGCACGCCGUGGAGAAUGAAGAGUGAGCCGGAUAGGCUACGUCGGGGAGAAUAUACAUGUUAUCGGAAAGCUAUGGGUCCCUUUGGAGUACAUCAGGAACCGAUGGAUAGGAUUGAGAUUGAGUGGGAUGCCGAGGGAGACGUGGUCAUGCUCUAG
Molecule: messenger RNA, 1296 nt
Organism: Alternaria arborescens
Lineage: Eukaryota; Fungi; Ascomycota; Dothideomycetes; Pleosporales; Pleosporaceae
Exons: 1
Coding region: 1-1296 (431 amino acids)
Molecular function (GO): protein binding
Source: RefSeq, a predicted model, not a curated record